CAAGAACCCCAGCAAAACCCUAAAUCAGCAUUCUUCUCCGACCUCUUGAACGCAAACCAGCAACGCCAUUACCAUCUUCUUGGACUGUUUAUCGGAGUGGAGAAACCAUGGCGAAGACAUCAAAACAAGGCGGCGCCGCCGCCAAGACCAAGAAGAAGAAGACGAAGAAGUCAGGUCCAGAGGCCGUCGCCAUGAAAGUCCAGGUUCCCAAACCCAACAACCCCUUCGAGACAAUUUGGUCGCGAAGGAAAUUCGACAUUCUCGGCAAGAAGCGCAAGGGGGAAGAGCGCCGUAUCGGCCUCGCUCGCUCUCAAGCCAUCGAAAAGAGGAAGAAGACGCUGCUGAAGGAUUACGAGCAGAGCGGGAAGUCUUCGGUGUUUGUGGAUAGGCGUAUCGGAGAGCAAAAUGAUGACCUAGGCGAGUUCGAUAAGGCCAUUCUUCGUUCCCAGCGCGAACGCCAAUUGAAAAUCAGUAAGAAAAGCAAGUAUAACUUAUCUGACGGAGAGGAAGAUGAGUUGGAUAUUUCGGGUUUUGGUGCAUUAUCCGGGAGGGACGAUUUUGAAGAUGAAAUGUUGCCUGAUGAUGAUGAAGAUUACGGCGGUGAAGAAGCUGCUGGCAUCGAGAAAGAUCCAUUUGCGCGAAGGCAGAAUGUUCUUGACUGGGGUCGAUCCGAAGGAGAGGAUAAUAAGCACAAAACCAAGAAGGAAGUGAUGGAUGAGCUCAUAUUAAAGAGCAAGUUUUACAAGGCACAAAAAGCAAAAGAUAAGGAAGAGAAUGAACAGUUGAUGGAAGAAUUGGACAAAAACUUCACGUCCUUGGUGCAAUCAAAAGCAUUAUUAUCUGUCACUGAACCUGGGAAGAUGAACGCUUUAAAGGCUCUUGUCAACAAGAGCAUUCCGAAUGAGCAAGUAAAAAAGGAUGUGUUUUCUGCUAUGCAAAAUUUAGGAACUUCUAAUCAGGAAAAACCUGAUGCUUAUGACAAGAUGGUUAAAGCAAUGGCACUGGAAAUGCGUGCUCGCCCCUCAGAUAGGACAAAAACGCCAGAGGAGGUUGCCCAGGAGGAGAGAGAAAGAUUAGAGCAGUUAGAGGAAGAAAGGCAAAAGAGGAUGCUUGCCACAGACGACUAUACCGACGAGGAGGAUGAAGAUGCAGAGAAACUGUCUUCCCAAAGGCCAAGAGCAAUAUCUGGUGACGAUCUUGGUGAUUCCUUUGUGCUUGAUGAGGAGCCCAGGGCUAAAAAGGGUUGGGUUGAUGAGAUUCUUGAAAGAGAUGCUGAAAACAGUGACAGUGAAGAAGGUGAUUCUUCUGCGGAUUCAGAGAAUUCUGAAAAUGGCAGUGAUGAAGAAGGGUCUGAUGAAGAUAAUGAUGUACGCGAGGAGGGUCUAUCAAUCAAGGACUGGGAACAGAGUGAUGAUGAAAACCUUGAAAUUGAUUUGGAUCAGGAGGAAGAUGAAGAUGAAGAACAUGAUGAAGAUGAUUACGCUGACGAGAAAGAUAUAAAGCCAAUAGAUUCAAAAAAAGAACAGAAUAUUCAUUCUGUUGAAACAAGUGAAGGGCACAAAGAUUCUUUGCAUGCUAGGAAAAAGACAGCCGAUGAAAAACAGCCUUCAAUGCGGUUAGAGCUUCCCUACCUAAUUGAAGCUCCAAAAACCUUUGAAGAAUUCUGUGCAUUAGUGGAUAAUUGCUCUAAUAGUGAUACUAUCUUGAUAAUCAAUCGAAUUCGGGCUAGUAAUGCAAUCAAGCUAGCAGCAGAAAAUCGGAAGAAAAUGCAAGUGUUUUAUGGUGUGCUGCUGCAGUAUUUUGCUGUCUUGGCAAAUAACAGGCCAUUGAAUAUUGAGUUAUUGGAUUUAUUGGUGAAGCCAUUGAUGGACAUGAGUGCAGAAAUCCCGUAUUUUGCUGCAAUCUGUGCUCGACAAAGGAUUUUACGAACCCACACACAAUUUUGUGAGAUCAUCAAGAACCCAGAAAAUAGUCGUUGGCCUUCGUCAAAGACAUUAUUUCUCUUGAGACUUUGGUCCUUGAUAUUUCCUUGCUCCGACUUCCGCCAUGCAGUCAUGACCCCGGCAAUAUUGUUAAUGUGUGAAUAUCUUAUGCGUUGCCCCAUCAUAUCGGGUCGUGAUAUUGUUGUUGGCUCUUUCCUGUGCUCUAUGCUACUCUCUUUAGUGAAACAAUCUCAGAAGUUCUGUCCUGAAGCAAUUUUGUUUCUUCGAAUGUUGCUGAUGGCAGCUAAAGAUGGAAACACGACGUCAAAUCAAGAUACUCAAUAUUAUUAUCUCAUGGAAUUAAAGGCGCUCAAUCCCCUGAUUUCUUUACGUGGACAUGCAAAUGAGAUUGAUCCCCUGAAUUUCUUCACUAUAAUGGACCUGCCAGAGGACUCUUCAUUUUUUGACACUGAGAAUUUUAGGACUAGUGUACUGGCUACUGUGGUUGAAACUCUACGAGGAUUUGUCAACGUAUAUGAGGGCUUGAGUUCUUUUCCUGAAAUUUUCUUGCCAAUUUCAGUUUUGUUACGUGAAGUGGCACAACAAGAAAACAUGGUAGGUCCAUUACAAGAUAAACUCAAAGAUGUUGCUCAACUCAUCGAGACAAAAGUUAAUGAACGUCACAUGUUGCGGAAACCUCUUCAAAUGCGGAGACAGAAGCUGGUGCCAAUCAGAAUGCUUAAUCCCAAAUUUGAAGAGAACUUUGUGAAGGGGAGAGACUACGAUCCAGAUCGUGAAAGGGCUGAGAGGAGAAAGUUGAAGAAACGCCUAAAAGAAGAGGCUAAAGGGGCGAUUCGCGAGCUGCGUAAAGACAAUUAUUUCUUGCAGGAGGUUAAAGCAAGGGACAAGGCAGCGAUGGAAGAAGAAAAGACACAGAAAUAUAACAAGGUGAAAGCAUUCCUUGACGAACAAGAACACGCUUUCAAAUCUGGGCAAUUAGGAAAAGGCAGGAAAAGGAGGAGAUGAAGCUGACUUUUGUUCUUGCAUGUUCCUUUUGUUUUGACCGUUGUAUCGGGCUCGGGUAAGUUGCUCAUCCUGUUGUAUCAAGGUUGGAAGACUUGAAAGAAAGAGCUUCAAGCCCUUCACAUUUUCUGCUGAGCACAACUCCACGCAAAUCUUGUAUUAAUGUAAUUUAUUCGCUAUAUGUUUAUAGCAAUAUGUUUCUGCCCGUUUGA
Molecule: messenger RNA, 3157 nt
Organism: Morus notabilis
Lineage: Eukaryota; Viridiplantae; Streptophyta; Magnoliopsida; Rosales; Moraceae
Product: nucleolar protein 14
Exons: 15
Coding region: 108-2948 (946 amino acids)
Biological process (GO): maturation of SSU-rRNA
Cellular component (GO): nucleolus; small-subunit processome; Noc4p-Nop14p complex
Source: RefSeq, a predicted model, not a curated record